Paramuricea clavata is the source of this 427-nucleotide messenger RNA. Lineage: Eukaryota; Metazoa; Cnidaria; Anthozoa; Malacalcyonacea; Plexauridae. The record is from the annotation of a GenBank genome assembly.
GAUGUAAAAAUGCAAUGGCUCUUGGAAUGGAGAAUGGCACAAUUCGUGAUAAUCAAAUCACAGCAUCUAGCGAAUAUGGCAGAUAUUACGGCGCAUCUAAUGGAAGGCUAAACUACACACCAAAAAGCGGAACAAUUGGGGCAUGGUCAGCAAGAAUAAGGGAUCGCAAUCAAUGGCUGCAAGUGGAUUUUGAACGAUCGACCAUCAUUACAGGAAUAAGUACUCAAGGCCGUGAUUCCUAUCAUAAUCAGCAUGUCAAAAAUUACACGAUUUCUUUCAGCGUUGAUGGAGCAAAAUUCCAUAAUUAUGAACCAAAUGGAAUACCUGAGGUUAGCUGAAUUGUGGUCUUCGUUGUGAGAAACAAGAAAUUAUAAUUAACUUUUGUUUUUAUUAUGUUCGUUUUGAUUUUAGAUAUUUGAAGGAAACA